AUGGAGGUAACCCCACCGGACCCAAGUGUAACCAGACAACUGACGGGAAUCCAAGUCAAACAAAAUGUUGAUGAAGCGUCUGAAGUUUUAAGCAGAUUCCAAACUGAAGAUGCCACGGCUUUGAGAGCGAAUGUUGGGCAGCAAAUAAAGAAUCAAGCGAAUGGGGGAAAUGAAAUAUCAAUCAAGGCUAACUACCACAGCAAUCCUAAAUUACCUGAUGAAAAGUACGGUAACAUGACCAAAGAGCGCAGUGUUGCCACCGAAACGUCUGAGCGCGUCGGGGGAAAAAAGGUGAAAAGGAGCGCAGGACCACCAUACCAGGGGAACGUUCCCGUGAGCGGAGAAACACGUUUUAGACAGACCAAUGUCCAAGGUGUCUCCAACUCCAGAGCCGAAUAUCGGCGAACUGGGGAGGAAGCCAGAGGGUCAAACCCGAGGCAAAGUGAGCCUCCUCUGGACACUUCUACUUUUGCUCUGUCGGGAGACUCGGCGCACAACCAGGCGAUGGUGCAUUGGUCCGGACACAACAGCAGUGUGAUCCUGAUCUUGACUAAGCUGUAUGACUUCAACUUGGGUGCUGUUACCGAGAGCUCGCUCUGGAGAUCCACUGAUUAUGGCAGCACCUAUACUAAACUCAAUGCCAAAGUGGGUUCGAGGACGGUUUUAAGCUACCUGUAUGUCUGCCCUACCAACAAGCAGAAGAUAAUGGUGCUUAGCGACCCUGAGGUAGAGAGUGCUGUUCUCAUCAGCUCAGAUGAAGGGGCGAGCUUUGACAAGUAUCCCAUUAACUUCAACAUCCUUAGCCUCCUCUUCCACCCGGCACAGGAGAACUGGAUACUGGCUUACAGUCAUGACAACAAGCUGUACAGUUCAAUGGACUUUGGGAGGAAAUGGCAGCUUGUUCACGACAACGUCAUGCCAGGAAGAUUCUACUGGGCGGUUAUGGGGCUGGACAGAGAAUCAGAUGUGGUCCACAUUGAAACACGUUUCGCAAAAGGCCGUGCUCAGUAUGUGAAGUGCAGAGCCCAAAGAUGCACAGAGGGCAACAGACACUAUCUUUUCCCAGGACACGUAGACACCAACUCACUAGUUGUACAGGAUGAAUAUGUUUUUACACAGGUAACCAAGUCAGGACGAGCCAGCUAUUUUGUCUCCUACAUGAGAGAAUCUUUCAAGCAAAUGAAAUUACCAAAAUAUUGUCUGCCAAAGGACAUGCAUAUUAUCAGCACAGAUGAGAAGCAGGUAUUUGCGGCUGUGCAGGAGUGGAAUCAGAACAAUACUUACAGCUUGUACAUCUCAGACUCCCCGGGGGUUUACUUCAUCCUUUCAUUAGAGAAUCUGAGAACCAGCAGAGGACCUGCUGGUAACCUACUGGUCGACUUUUAUAAGAUUGAGGGGAUAAAUGGCAUGUAUCUUGCCAACAAACUGGUAGAUAAUCACAUCAAAACCUUCAUCACAUACAACAAGGGACAAACAUGGGCCCUGCUGCAAGCUCCUGCCACUGAUGUGGCUGGUAAUAACCUCCACUGCAUUCUGCCAUUUUGUUCACUGCAUCUUCAUCUGGAGAUGUCAGAGAAUCCUUAUACUUCUGGACCCAUCACCAGCAAAAAAUCUGUACCAGGAAUCAUUGUGGCUACAGGGAAUAUUGGAACAGAGCUGUCCUCCACCAACCUUGGGAUGUUUAUAACAUCUGAUGCAGGGAAUAGCUGGCGACAGAUUUUUGAUGAAGAGUUCAACAUUUGGUUUCUCGACAAUGGAGGGGCUUUGCUGGCAGUUCAGCACGCAGUGACACCGAUUCGACACCUGUGGAUCAGUCUAGAUGAAGGAAAGAAAUGGGAUCGCCACAGUUUUUCUUUGGCACCUCUGUAUGUGGAUGGAGUUUUAAUGGAGCCAGAGUCUGACAAUCAUAUUAUCACUUUCUUUGGACACUUCAGCCAUCGAUCAGAGUGGCAGCUUAUCAAGAUUGACUACAAGGGCCUCUUUAACAGAAGAUGCAUGGAUGGAGAUUAUCAGACAUGGCACCUGUAUAACAAGGGUGAGCAGUGUGUAAUGGGUGAGAAGCAGACGUAUAUGAAACGAAAGCCUGGAAACCGAUGCAUGCUGACCCAAGACUAUUCCAGGAUCUACUCCUCUGAUCCAUGCCCCUGCACAUCAUUUGAUUUUGAAUGUGAUUACGGGUGGGAACGCCAGGCGGAUGGGAAGUGCUCUCCUGCUUUUUGGUUUAAUCCAAAUGGUGCAACUAAAAGCUGCAGCAACAGCCAAAGUUUCCUUAACAGCACAGGGUAUCGGAAGGUUUUGUCGAAUAACUGUAAGGAAGGAGGGAGGAAUGUGUACUCGCCUAAGAGAGAAGUAUGCCGGCCCAAAGCACCCCGAGGCCUUAGACUGUCAACCAGUCACGGAGAGCUCAGUGCUGCCGUUGGAAGCAAUGUUACAUUCAUGAUCUACCUCGCUGAUGGAGACUCGCUGAGCACUAGCAUCCAGUUAGACUUUGGGGACGGCAUCAAGAUCACAUACUCCAACCUGAGCAGAGCCGAUGAUGGCAUCAAGCACAUAUACAGAACGACUGGGAUUUACCGAGUGACAGCUUCUGCCGAAAACAGCCAGGGAUCUGACAGCAGCUCGCUGUUUUUACACAUCACCAGUCCAGUGGAGCGUGUAUACCUCUCUGCUCCUAUUGUAACCAUCAAGGGAAAAGCAGCUAAUCUGACAGCGGUUGUUUGGCCGAGUCACACAAGAAUUCUGACCUUCUUUUGGUGGUUUGACAACAGCUCCGAGCCAAUUAUAACAUUGGAAGGAAGUGUCUCUCACACGUUUCACAGAGAAGGAAAAAACAAGGUCACGGUUCAGGUUGCUUGUGGAGGCACUGUGAUGCAGGACUCAAAAGUUAUAACGGUUAAAGAGUUCUUCAGGUCACUGCUGUUGUCAUUUUCACCAGCUCUUGAUGAGCACAAUCCUGACAUCUCCGACUGGAGGGAGGACAUAGGCCGUGUGGUGCGGACAGCUCUGUCACAGGUGUCUGGGGUGACUGAAGAUCAGCUGCUGGUUUCCGUGUACCCAGGACUUCCAACAAUAGCAGAGCUCUUUAUCCUACCUGAUGAGCAUACUUUAAGUGAGCACAAGAGAAGGAUUGAAGACUCCCUACGGACGAUAUCAGAUAUUUUUGUCACCACUUUGAACCAGGGGUUGAUCCAAUUUGAGCUGAAACCUGAUAUCCGCAUUAUUGUGUACAUGACUCAGCAAACCUUGGCUCCACUCGUCGAUUCAAGCUCCAUUCAUAGUGGACCAGCCAUGCUGAUGCUGCUCAGUGUGAUAUUUGUUGGUUUAGUCGCAUUCUUUAUCUACAAGUUUAAAAGGAAAAUCCCAUGGAUCCAGGUCCAGACUGAGGACCGACACGAGAAAGAGCCCGAGGUAAUAAGUACAGUGGGUCAAAAUGACACCAUGACCAAGGUGAAGCUCAGUGAGUUCCCGACUCAGAAAGAACUCAUGGAGAAGGAGCUGGACAGCAGGAGGAGAGGAGGAUUUGGAAGAAAUAUGGAUGGAAUUGUCACAAGGGAAUUUCCAAACUGUACUAAUGUCUAA
Molecule: messenger RNA, 3579 nt
Organism: Menidia menidia (Atlantic silverside)
Lineage: Eukaryota; Metazoa; Chordata; Actinopteri; Atheriniformes; Atherinopsidae
Source: the annotation of a GenBank genome assembly